UCAAACUCGGUCGGGUGUAGUCGAAUAUUUAACCUGCUGUUGCCGCAUCGCAUUAAAAUCCACAGAAAAGUUACAAUGGCUCCUACCGAAUCGGCUCAAAGAUCUGAAACAGUCACAAUCAACAUUUCAAAUUCGCACAACGAUGUGAUUUCCUUCGAGCGGAAGUAUAGUCGGGGGAUGACGAUAGCCGAGCUUAAGGGCAAACUAGAAACGAUCACAGGAGGAUGCGCUGGUACGAUGAAGCUGGAGCUGUAUAGUGGUUCCCGAUUGGUGUGCAAGCUGGAUGACGACAGCCAAUCGCUCGCAAAUUUUCCAAUAGAGGACGGCAUGCGAAUUCACGUUACUGACAACUUUCAGUUCAUCCAAGAGAAUGUGGCCAAAUUUGAGCUGUCGCAGGAGGAAUACGACAAAAAGGCGGACAGUUUGAGAAGUUUUCUUAAGAAAAACAAACUCGGCAAGUACAACGAGGAAGAAAUGAGCAAGCUGGAAGAGGAUCGCAAACGGCAGGAGGAGGAGGAAGAGAAAAAAGUCUCAGAGACGGCCAUCGGGGCGCGCUGCCGUGUUACAACCAAGGGUCAACCGACGCGUCUCGGUACGAUCAUGUACAAAGGAUCACUCGACAGCAAGCAGGGAAAGUUUUUCGGCGUCAAGUUUGAUGAGCCGCUUGGGGUUAACGAUGGCAGUGUUAAUGGCAAACGGUACUUUGAAUGCGGUCCCAAGUACGGCAGCUUCGUAGCUGUGAAAGCGGUAGAAGUAGGCGAUUUUCCACCAGAAGAAUUUUCCCUGGAGGACGAGCUGUAAAUUGGUUGGAUCGCCAACCAGUCAUAGUCAUUCCUCAUUCUAAAGUCUAUUACUAUUUGCACUGAAUUUAGUUAUGAUUCAGCUCAUACCAUUCAAAUUAAGCUUCAAAUGAAAUAACGUCCUUUUUUUGCCUUAACAGUACUAACAUAAAAUAUUUCUCAUUUAUGGAAUUAAUGUGAUCUUUAAUAGUAAUAA
Messenger RNA from Anopheles coustani, 996 nucleotides. Its product is annotated as tubulin-folding cofactor B-like. Lineage: Eukaryota; Metazoa; Arthropoda; Insecta; Diptera; Culicidae. The transcript has 2 exons. Gene Ontology annotation, molecular function: microtubule plus-end binding; alpha-tubulin binding. Gene Ontology annotation, cellular component: nucleus; microtubule plus-end; cytoplasm. The record is from RefSeq and is a predicted model, not a curated record. Gene Ontology annotation, biological process: cytoplasmic microtubule organization; post-chaperonin tubulin folding pathway; tubulin complex assembly. The coding region runs from base 76 to 801 and encodes 241 amino acids.